Messenger RNA from Vittaforma corneae ATCC 50505, 201 nucleotides. RefSeq lists its product as uncharacterized. The coding region runs from base 1 to 201 and encodes 66 amino acids. Lineage: Eukaryota; Fungi; Microsporidia; Nosematidae. Gene Ontology annotation, biological process: SRP-dependent cotranslational protein targeting to membrane. Gene Ontology annotation, cellular component: signal recognition particle. The record is from RefSeq and is a predicted model, not a curated record. Gene Ontology annotation, molecular function: 7S RNA binding. The transcript has a single exon.
AUGCUUGAGAUGAUACCUGGACUAGGNAACAUGGCCAUACCCAACGAGACCAAGUUUAAACGGAUAAUGCACAUGUUUGAUUCAAUGAUCAGGAAAGAACUUGAGUCAAAUGGAGAUGUGUUCUUAAAGGAACCAGGCAGGAUAGAUCGAGUGGCGCGUGGAUCUGGCACGCAUAGGGACCUAGUAAAAGGAUAUUUUUAA